UGUCGCCUUUUUUUGUUUGCAGUGGAAACAAUUUCUCGCCGCUCGACGCGCCCCGGCCCGACGCGUCGCGGCGGAGGCGAGCGGGAGGCGGGACGGGGCGGAGAGAGCGGCGGGGCCGGCGGGAGGACGCGCUGCGCGCCGGCUGGACGCCGCAGGUCCCAUGCCGCGCCGCGACCCCCGCGCCCCUGCCGCCCGCACCCGCGGCCGCCCCCCGCCGCCCGCUGCCCCGGGCUCGCCGCGCCGCGCCCGCGCGUCCUUAGCCGGGCCACCAAGCGAUGCCCGCUGGGCGCCCGCGAAAGUUUGUCGGCUCCCGCUAAAGGGCAGCGGCGCCCCCGAGCCCCUGCGCCCCGCUCCGGCCAGGAGCCUUCACCUAAAUGGGUCCAGUCAUGCCUCCCAGUAAGAAGCCAGAAAGCUCAGGAAUUAGCGUCUCCCGUGGGCUGAGUCAGUGUUACCGGGGCAGCGGCUUCUCCAAGGCCCUUCAGGAAGACGAUGACCUCGACUUUUCUCUGCCCGACAUCCGAUUAGAAGAGGGGGCCAUGGAAGAUGAGGAGCUGACCAACCUGAACUGGCUGCACGAGAGCAAGAACUUGCUGAAGAGCUUCGGGGAGUCGGUGCUCCGGAGCGUCAGCCCCGUCCAGGACCUGGACGAUGACACGCCCCCGUCGCCCGCCCACUCUGACAUGCCCUAUGAUGCCAGGCAGAACCCCAACUGCAAGCCCCCCUACUCCUUUAGCUGCCUCAUAUUUAUGGCCAUCGAGGACUCUCCGACCAAGCGCCUGCCAGUAAAGGAUAUCUACAACUGGAUCUUGGAACAUUUCCCGUAUUUUGCAAAUGCACCUACUGGGUGGAAAAACUCCGUGAGACACAAUUUGUCGUUGAAUAAGUGUUUUAAGAAGGUGGACAAAGAGAGGAGUCAGAGUAUUGGGAAAGGGUCAUUGUGGUGCAUAGACCCGGAGUAUAGACAAAAUCUAAUUCAGGCUUUGAAAAAGACACCUUAUCACCCGCACCCUCAUGUGUUCAAUACACCUCCCGCCUCUCCUCAGGCAUAUCAAAGCACAUCAGGUCCACCCAUCUGGCCGGGCAGUACCUUCUUCAAGAGAAAUGGAGCCCUUCUACAAGAUCCUGACAUUGAUGCUGCCAGUGCCAUGAUGCUUUUGAAUACUCCCCCUGAGAUACAAGCAGGUUUUCCGCCGGGAGUGAUCCAGAACGGAGCGCGGGUGCUGAGCCGAGGCCUGUUCCCCGGAGUCCGGCCAUUGCCAAUCACUCCCAUCGGAAUGACGGCCGCCAUGAGGAACGGCCUGGGCAGCGGCAGGACACGGACAGAGAGCGAGCCGUCGUGCGGCUCCCCGGUGGUCAGCGGGGACCCCAAGGAGGAUCACAACUACAGCAGUGCCAAGGCCGCCGCCGCCAGGAGCGCCUCGCCCGCCAGCGACUCGGUCUCCUCCUCCUCGGCCGAGGACCACGACGAGUUUGCCACCAAGGGGAGCCAGGAGGGCAGCGAGGGCAGCGUGCCGAGCCGCGAGAGCCACAGCGAGGCGGAGGAGGACGAGCGCAAGCACGGCCCGCGGGAGGCCCCGGGCGACGGCGGCUGCGCGGCCCCGCACAAGAAGCGCCAGCACCUCGCCAAGGCCAGGCGGGUCCCCAGCGACUCGCUGCCCCUCAAAAAGAGACGCACGGAGAAGCCACCCGAGAGCGACGACGAGGAGAUGAAGGAGGCGGCGGGGUCGCUCCUGCACUUGGCAGGCAUUCGGUCCUGUUUGAACAACAUCACCAAUCGGACGGCAAAGGGGCAGAAAGAGCAAAAGGAAACCACGAAAAAUUAAGAAAAAAACAAGUCACUGAUUUGUUUUGAACUGAACGGCCAUUUGGUUUCAGCAUGUCAGGAGAUUUCUAAUGAUUUGUGGCAAUAUCAGCAAUUUCUUUUUUUUUUUUCUUUUCUUUGUUUUGGGUUUGGUUUUCUUUCCUUUUUUGUUUUCUUUUCUUCUCUAAUUUGCCCCCCCCCCUCCUUUGUUUUGGACCCUUGAGAAUUUUACGUUUAAAGGAGAUUGAAGCCAUAGACUCAUUGACAUUCAGCUGUUUUACAAACGCUUCUCAUUAUCUGAAGACAAAACCGAAAAAGCCAAAAUUGAUCAUUGCUUCCUCCCGCUGGCCCGUGGCCGUGGCUGGCCCCGCAGGGGUGUCGCGGAUGCCGCGGAACGCCCGUGUUUGGCACCUGCAAGGCAAGGUCAUCAUCGGUCAGGCCUAACCGUUAGGUGUACAAGGUCAGGAUGUCCACCCAGUGGGGUUCGCUGAGUGAAUGUGCGUGAGGCAACUGGGGAGAAGGAAGAGCCCCUCGCCCCCCAGGAGCAGGCCCAGGCUUGUGGCACCAGGCAGCGUCUCGUGCCAGGAAACCCUGGGCGCUGCCGCUCGGCGUGCGGGGUGGGGGCGGGGUCCCCGGGCCUCAGUGCUGCUUAGCCCUGAAGCCUCCUGAUGUCUGGCGGUGGACACUGGACCAUUCACGGACACUGGUGUCGAUGACUAAGGAAAGGAAAUGGGGUCAGUUUUUAGUGAUGUUCCUAAUCAUUGAAUUCUGUUCUAUCUGAAAUUAAGAGAAUGUUCCACAAGCCAUAAGCCUGAAGGGUUGGCCCUGCACACACACACACACACACACACACACACACACACACACACACGAGAGUGAGAGAAAAGCCACAGACAGGCUGUUUUCUUAACUGCCCAAGUGAAAAUCAAGUCCAAGAAAUUACAAUAGUUGUCAAGGAAGGAAAAAAUGGUACAAACCUUUUUUUGUCAAAACUAUUUGAUCCAAGCGGGGGG
Molecule: messenger RNA, 2814 nt
Organism: Myotis daubentonii (Daubenton's bat)
Lineage: Eukaryota; Metazoa; Chordata; Mammalia; Chiroptera; Vespertilionidae
Gene: FOXN3
Product: forkhead box N3
Biological process (GO): regulation of DNA-templated transcription
Cellular component (GO): nucleus
Molecular function (GO): cis-regulatory region sequence-specific DNA binding; DNA-binding transcription factor activity
Source: RefSeq, a predicted model, not a curated record